UCUGUCUGUGUCUUGUCUCUUCACAAGGAAGGACUUUUCACAUACACAUUCUCUUCGUCUUCUUCGUAUCACCAUAGACUUCUAUCUCACAAAUACAAUGCAGACGAGGACGGUGCAAGUAAAGCAGGUUUCAAAUCUAGCUACUGAGAGAGAGAUUCAUGAAUUCUUCUCCUUUUCUGGAGAAAUUCAACACAUUGAGAUCCGUAGUGAACCUGGGCAAUCUAAGACAGCAUUUGUUACAUUUAAGGAUCCAAAAGCGCUUGAAAUUGCUUUGCUGUUAUCGGGAGCAACAAUUGUUGACCAGAUUGUGAGUAUAUCUCCUGUUGAAAACUAUGUAUCAAAAUGUGAGAUGCAGGAAGUAAGGGUGGUGGACAAUGCCGUGUGUGUUGCUCCUGAAAAUGUCUCACAGAAUGUUGAGCAGGACAAGACUAAUCCAACUGGCAAUGGAAGAGUGUACGUUGGCAGAGCACAAGAUGUAGUUGCAAAUGUGCUUGCAAAAGGGUCAGCCAUUCGGCAAGAUGCAAUUAACAGAGCCAAAGCAUUUGAUGAAAAACAUCAGUUAAGAGCCGGUGCUUCUGCAAAGGUUCUCUCUUUUGAUAAGAGGGUUGGACUUACAGAAAAAUUUACAGUUGGGAUUUCAGUGGUUAAUGAGAAAGUGAAGUCUGUUGAUCAAAGGCUUCAUGUGUCCGACAAAACAAUGGCUGCAAUAUUUGCUGCAGAGAGGAAACUUAAUAAUACAGGAUCAGCAGUAAAAACUAGCAGGUAUGUAACUGCCGGAGCCGCUUGGCUAAAUGGCGCAUUCAGUAAGGUGGCGAGGGCCGGACAGGUUGCAGGUACAAAAACGAGAGAGAAAUUCAAUUUAGCUGUGUCGAACUUGACCGCAAAGGAACCUCCAAUUGCAGCAUAAGCCAAAGAGUUUUUGUUGGGGCAAAAAGUAAACCUCUGUGGAUUUGUUCUCACCAUUACAUACAACAACCAUGUUGGUCUAUCUGAUUCAUCAAUCUCCUUGUGUGCUAAUAUGUCAAUGGUUUGGUGUGUGCACUGAAAUGUGAUUCAAUUUCUACAAUUCUUUUUUUUUUUUCAUUAUUAUUAUUCUUUUUGUAGGGUGUGUAUGUCCGCGAGUCUACUUGUAAUUUUGCAGCCUUUCGCUUAGUUGAGUGGGGAAAAAAAAUCGUUAAUUGCCAUGAUUUUUUGCCUCUAGAAGAAUGCUAUUCUAUAUUUUGUUUUCUUGUGUAUAUAAGCUCACUUUGGCAGUUGAUGUCCCA
Messenger RNA from Morus notabilis, 1265 nucleotides. Its product is annotated as binding partner of ACD11 1. The transcript has 8 exons. The record is from RefSeq and is a predicted model, not a curated record. Bases 98 to 907 code for a protein of 269 amino acids. Lineage: Eukaryota; Viridiplantae; Streptophyta; Magnoliopsida; Rosales; Moraceae. Gene Ontology annotation, molecular function: RNA binding.